AAGCUCUAGUAACUCCAGUUGUGCUUCGGUGCUGCCAUGGAUCUCUUGGGGAGCCUCCUGGUCCUCUGCCUCUCCUGUCUGUUUGUCCUGGCCGUGCGGAGGAAGAGUGCCAAGCAUCAGAACCUCCCUCCUGGCCCGACACCCCUGCCGCUUAUCGGGAACCUCCUACAGCUGAAGACCAAUAACCUUAUGGAAUCCCUGCAGAAGAUGUGUGAAAAAUACGGACCUGUGUUCACUGUGUAUUUUGGCCCAGAGCGAGUGGUGGUUCUCCACAGUUAUGAGACAGUGAAGAAAGUUCUGGUUGAACACGGAGAUGAGUUUACCAACCGAGGCACCUUGCCAGUAGCAGAUAAGAUCAACAAAGGAUUCGGUGUCCUCAUGUCCAAUGGUGAGCGUUGGGUUCAGCUCCGUCGUUUCUCCCUCACAACCUUGAGGGACUUUGGGAUGGGGAAGAAAAGCAUCGAGGAGCGAAUCCAAGAGGAGGUCAAGCACCUGGUGAAGGAACUCCGGGCCAAAAAAGGCCAGCCCUUCAACCCAGCAUUCCUCUUCAGCGCUGCUACCUGCAAUGUGAUCAGUCACAUCCUCCUUGGAGAAAGGUUCGAUUACCAAGAUCAGCAGCUUCUCCAGAUCCUUCACUGGCUCACUGAAAGUCUCCGGAUUGAGAGCUCCACUGCAGGGCAGCUCUACAACCUCUUCCCCAGGAUCAUGGACUACUUGCCUGGCCCUCACCAAACCUACUUCAAAAACCUCAUCUGUAUCCACAACUUUAUAGACCAGAAGGUGAAAGAUCACGAGGAAACCUUGGAUGCCAACGAUACUCGAGACUACAUAGAUUGCUUCCUCCUCAAAAUGGAGCAGGAAAAGUACAAUUCCAAGACUGAGUUUACUAGAGAGAACCUGAUUAUGACGGCUUAUGACAUAUUCCUUGCCGGGACAGAAACCACCAGCACCACCCUGAGAUACAUCUUAAUGGUCCUGACAGAACACCCAGCGGUGGAAGCAAAGAUCCACGAGGAGAUAGACCGAGUGAUAGGCCGAGAGCGCCCUCCUGUUAUGAAGGACCGCCCUCAGAUGCCAUACACGGAAGCCGUCGUACACGAGGCACAGAGGUUUCUUGAUUUACUCCCUUUAGGGCUCAUCCGUAUGCCAAGACGGGACGUUGAAAUUGAAGGCUUUAACAUACCCCAGGGAACCACCAUCUUUCCCAUGCUGACCUCUGCACUGCAUGACCCCAAACAGUUUAAAAAUCCACAUUUGUUUGACCCAAAACAUUUCCUGGAUGAAAGAGGAACCUUCAAGAAGAAUGGAGCAGACAUACCUUUUUCUGCAGGGAAGAGGAACUGCCUAGGAGAGGGUUUGGCCCGCAUGGAGCUCUUCUUAUACCUCACCAGCAUCCUGCAGAACUUUCGUCUCAAGCACCCUCCAGGAGUCACCAAAAUCGACCUCACACCAGAUGUCAGUGGGAUUUUAAAUGUGCCGCGCCAAGUCCAGAUCUGUUUCUGCCAACGCUAAUCAGCUGCCUCCCCACCCAUAGUAUUGCUGGGGGUCUCACAAGGACUUCCACCUUCUCUCACUGAUUCAGUCUCUAGCUACAAAAUAGAUGUGAGCCUGUUGGGGUUCAGGAUUAGAUCUGCUUCUUAGCUUCACCCAAUGGAUCCUGGGAACUGGACUUUCAGAAGGCUUCACAGCAUUCUCUGCAGAAGGCACCGACAGGCUGUUUCUUUGCCAGGUGGCUAUCAGAAUUACCACAGUCAUGAUAAAGUAAAGUAAGGCUGUGCCUCUAUCCAGAGAGUGGAUUCUUUUUCAAUGACAAACAAUGAAUCCACUCUCAUUUGCUACCAGAGAAUCUACUCUCAGAACACCUCUGAAACAAUAAAACCCAGUACUCCAUGGGCUUGUGGGUUUGGGGGUGAUUUGUAUACUAUGUGCACUACACCACCACUCACUCUGGGCCACCCCAGUGCCCCCCAAGUGGAGUUAUGGGGCUGCUGAAAUCCCCAUUAUUCCCUAUGGGGUGAAAUUUAAAGAUACGCAAAGUUCAGGAAUUCUUUAAAUAUCCUCCCUUGCUCAGUCACUCUGAAACCUGGAUAGUAGCAGGCAUCCACUGGGGCACUACCACCCAACCCACUCUUCUGCCCCCAAAGCCCCUUUUCUGCCCUGAAUCUUCCCCAAAGAUCCACAAACUUCAGAAAUUCUUUAAAAAUCACCCCUUUACCCAGUUCCUUUGGAAUCUGGUUGGUAGCAGGCACCCAUUGGGGCACUACCACCCAACCCACUGUGGCACUUCUAGGGGGCACACACAGGCAAAAAUGGGCACUGUCUGUCCCCAUUGUCCCAUAGGGUGGAUGCAGCACACAUUAACAACAGCAGAGCUUGCAAAGAACAAGGUUUCCAAAGGUCACGCACAUCCACUGUGUCCCACCAUCCCCCCCCAACAGAAAUGCAAUUGAUCUACACACAACAGUGUGAAACAACAACAAUGAAAUGCACUGUCCCACACACACCCUCCCUAUGCAGAAUAACAUCAGCAGCCAGCAGCAAGCAAGCAAGUGUGAUAUCACAGAUGCAGCAGACUAGGGCCAACAACAGCCUCAAAUGUGCCCUCAAAUACACACAGAGAGAGAGAGAACUUGUCCUGUGCCCAUGCCUUAGGCCACCAAAAUACACAGGCACAACACCAAGCCAUUGAAUUGCAUAUUGCAUAUUGCAUAUUGCAGAGAGAGAGAGAGACUUGAGAUUAUGUAGGGGGGAAACAUAGUAUACCUGUGCGUAUGUGCUCUGCAAAAGGGUUAGUAGGUUUAUUCAUUUGAUUUAGGGUUUAACAUUUUGGGGUUUAGGGUUAAAAUUUUGGCUAUGGCUUCAGAAUGCCAUGUGCUCUAUGUGUGGUCUUGGCUGGGGGUGGAGCGUGGGGGGGUAGGUGGGUGCACGUGUGUAUGUUCUGCUGCUGCUUCAGUCACAGACCUUCCAUGGCUGGAAAAAAUCAAAGCCAAGUCUCAGAAAACGAACAUUAAAGAGACAAGUGAAAGCCACAUAACAAAACAGAAAUGCCUGAACAACUCAUCAUCACAUCAUCAGCAUCGGCAUCAGAUUAUCACCUUGGCAUUCAUCAUUUGCAUUACAGCAUCAGUUCAAUGACAGCAAUUCUUUCAUAUCAGCAUGCAUCUUCCGAAACCCUCCCUCCUGCCACCCCCACCCCAAGCGCAGCCUCUGUGGGUGGGGGGUGGGGGUGGGGGUGGUGCUGGGCCACAGUGGCGCCAGGCCAGGCCAGGCCGCGCCACCCACCUCCGUCAUGGGCCUCGUGGUGUCAUGCGUAGUUGAAACAAAUCAAACAAUGUUCAACAUUAAAGGGAAACCAAGCAAGCCCUGUGUGACAGUGUGCUCUACGUGUGUGUGUGUGUGUGUGUGUGUGUGUAGUUCAGCAUAAGCAUGUGUGACACCUAGCAUCCCAGAAAGGUUCCUGUGCCCGCACACGCAGCAGCCUGCAGGGACCGGUGGGGAGGGUGGCAAGGUGGAUAUGGCUGGACUAGCAGCUGGCUCCACCUGCACCACCUCCACAUCUCCCAUGGGAAGAACGUCUUCCCUGGCAGGGGAGGCCCUCCCCACUAACACAGCUGCCCAGCUGCAGGCCCUGGCGUAGAGCCAGGCAGAGGAGAGAAGUCCAAUCUGCACACCAAAGCAGAGGUGGGGGUGACUCAGUGAAUAGGCCCCUGUCGCCGACCCCACCACGACCAGCAAGAAAAACCGUCCCCCUGUCUGGCACUCUUCCACCUCUCCCAACCUUCUCUUUGGGGGCUUCUUUUUAAAACCCUGACUUAUUUUUAAAAAACCAAAAAAACCCUUUUUUGAAAGAAUUGGUGAUAACGAAUUGUUUAAUCCAGGCCUACAAAUAAGUAUAUAAAAGUGUGUAUCAAGGUAUAAUUCAGGAAAGUUUGGUUCCUAUCCCUAAUGGAGUAUAGAGCCAGCAGGUUGCUCAGAGUUGAGAAGCCUCUCGGUAACAGAGGCCAAAGUCAAGAGCAGGAGGCCCCCUCUCAAGAAUGUGGGUUGAGAAGCCCACCAGAGAUAACAGGUACCAGGACCUGUCAAACACAGGCCAUUAGCUAAAUUCCUCAGUCAGCAGAAAGAGGAUCUCACUGAUAUGAAGAGAUACCAUAGGGAUUAAAGUUGUCAUAAAGGCCCGGUAGUAACUCAUCUUCCCAAGCCCUAGGUGGCACCUCUGGAAUAUGUAUGUUUAAUAUGUUUAAUAACUAAUAACGUAUAUUAAUCACUUUGUUAAUAUGCUUAUAAAAACUAGCCAACUGUAUGGCUUGGGUGCGCAGUAUCAGCCAGAUGCUCUCUGAUGAUACUCGUGCCUUUCAUGACAUGAAAUAAAAGCUUUUUUUCUUUUAGCAACUCA
Messenger RNA from Hemicordylus capensis (graceful crag lizard), 4393 nucleotides. Its product is annotated as cytochrome P450 2C19-like. The transcript is spliced from 9 exons. Gene Ontology annotation, cellular component: cytoplasm; intracellular membrane-bounded organelle. Lineage: Eukaryota; Metazoa; Chordata; Lepidosauria; Squamata; Cordylidae. Gene Ontology annotation, molecular function: iron ion binding; oxidoreductase activity, acting on paired donors, with incorporation or reduction of molecular oxygen, reduced flavin or flavoprotein as one donor, and incorporation of one atom of oxygen; heme binding. Gene Ontology annotation, biological process: xenobiotic metabolic process. The record is from RefSeq and is a predicted model, not a curated record. The coding region runs from base 37 to 1512 and encodes 491 amino acids.